UCACUACUUCAUUAAGAUCGAAAGAGGAAGGAGGAAACAGCGAAAAUUUGCAUCUAAUAAUUUAGCGGAGUGCGGCAUCGGCGAUUUUUAGAUUUUAUCUAUAUUUACCUGCAACUAAGUAAAAAACUAAGCAGCAAAUAUGUCUGACGAAAAGAAGGGUGAAACAGAGCACAUCAAUCUGAAAGUUUUGGGUCAAGACAAUGCUGUUGUCCAAUUCAAAAUUAAAAAACAUACACCUUUGAGAAAGCUUAUGAACGCUUAUUGUGACAGAGCGGGUUUAUCCAUGCAAGUAGUACGGUUUCGCUUCGAUGGCCAGCCAAUAAACGAAAAUGAUACACCAACAUCAUUGGAGAUGGAGGAGGGUGACACUAUCGAAGUGUACCAACAGCAGACGGGAGGUCGAAAUUAAUUUUGAAAUUAACCAAGAAAAUCUAUAAUAAAAUCACUUAAACAUUAAAGAAAUCAUUUUAAAACAAAAAACAAAGUACACACAAAGAUGAUAAGAAGUUAAAAUAAGUAUCAUCCAAAAUAUGCUGAAGUAAUUACUAUGGUGACAGUAAAACCCUCAUGUACGAAGAGAAAGUGCUGUUCCAAAAUAAAUCGGCGAAAAUCUAAAAUUUCAGCUUGUUUAUACGAGGAGUUUGUUGAUCGUGUGCGAGUCGAUAACAAAAGCCGCUCAAGAUUGCUUGCAACUAAAUGGAUCGCUAAUCCAUUAUUAUAAAUUUUACAUUUUCCAAUACUUUAACUUUACACUAUUUUAUAAGCAGUUUGUAUGGAAUUAAUUUUAAUUUAUGAAUGAAAACUAAAGAAAGCAUUUAAUAUUAGAUAGACCACUUCUUUUUCAUUGUUCAUUGAAAUAACAUUUCUGAAAGAGUUGCAGUAAGCGCGAGCGGUAUGGAACCUCACAGUGUUUUGACCAUAAUUCAAGUUUUGCUUUGGCGAGAAAUUGGUGUGCGGAGAUGGGCAAACGGCAGGUUUAAUUUACAUAAGUAAAAUUUUAGGUCGUAAAACUGUAUUAACAAAUAAAGCAGAAGAAAUAUAUGAGUAUAGACAAA
Messenger RNA from Rhagoletis pomonella (apple maggot), 1055 nucleotides. Its product is annotated as small ubiquitin-related modifier 3-like. Bases 140 to 409 code for a protein of 89 amino acids. Gene Ontology annotation, cellular component: nucleus. Gene Ontology annotation, biological process: protein sumoylation. NCBI's taxonomy places the organism in Eukaryota, Metazoa, Arthropoda, Insecta, Diptera, Tephritidae. The record is from RefSeq and is a predicted model, not a curated record. Gene Ontology annotation, molecular function: protein tag activity; ubiquitin-like protein ligase binding. The transcript is spliced from 3 exons.